CCUUGACUUAUAAAUAUUUCCGGCCGGUGACGUCUCGGCCCACGGCUCGUCAUCAUAUUCUCUCUCUGCCCACCUUCUUCGUCGGCUCCACGCUACCGCCCUCCCAACUCCCAACUACCCCUCAGUUCUCAACACGCUCGAUCUCCGCCACCGCCGCCGCUCCGUCCGGCCGCGCCUCCGCCCCAGCAUGGCCACCGCAUCGUCGGCCACCUCCGUCUACGACUUUACCGUCAAGGAUGCAAGCGGGAAGGACGUCGAUCUGAGCGUCUACAAGGGGAAGGUUCUUCUCAUCGUUAACGUCGCAUCCCAGUGCGGCUUAACUAACUCCAACUACACCGAGCUGAGCCAGGUUUAUGAGAAGUACAAGGACCAAGGCCUUGAGAUCUUGGCUUUCCCAUGCAAUCAGUUUGCUGGGCAGGAGCCUGGCACCAAUGAGGAGAUUGUCCAGUUUGCCUGCACUCGCUUCAAGGCCGAGUACCCCAUUUUUGACAAGGUUGACGUCAAUGGCAGCAAUGCUUCCCCCCUGUACAAGUUCCUGAAGUCUAGCAAAGGCGGAAUUUUUGGCGAUAGUGUCAAAUGGAACUUCUCCAAGUUCUUGGUUGACAAGGAGGGUCGCGUUGUGGACCGCUAUGCUCCCACCACUUCCCCGCUGAGCAUUGAGAAGGAUAUCAAGAAGCUGCUUGGGAUCUCAUAACCCUAAGGCUGGAGCCUGUAGAAAGCACAACACUUCUGUACUGCGAAAUGAAAAUAAUUUUGUGUUGAAUAAAAAAAUAAUACCUAGCACUUCAGGGGUUGCAGCUGCUAUAUUUUCUGGAUCCUAAUCCGUAUGUGUAUAUGUUGUUUUAAUGAAUUCACAUGUUGUAGCCGAU
Messenger RNA from Brachypodium distachyon (stiff brome), 869 nucleotides. Its product is annotated as probable phospholipid hydroperoxide glutathione peroxidase 6, mitochondrial. The transcript is spliced from 6 exons. Gene Ontology annotation, cellular component: cytosol. Gene Ontology annotation, biological process: response to oxidative stress. The record is from RefSeq and is a predicted model, not a curated record. NCBI's taxonomy places the organism in Eukaryota, Viridiplantae, Streptophyta, Magnoliopsida, Poales, Poaceae. Bases 188 to 694 code for a protein of 168 amino acids. Gene Ontology annotation, molecular function: glutathione peroxidase activity.